Drosophila eugracilis is the source of this 2236-nucleotide messenger RNA. It is a transcript of the gene kni, whose product is annotated as zygotic gap protein knirps. The transcript is spliced from 3 exons. Gene Ontology annotation, molecular function: zinc ion binding; DNA-binding transcription factor activity; sequence-specific DNA binding. The record is from RefSeq and is a predicted model, not a curated record. Gene Ontology annotation, biological process: regulation of DNA-templated transcription. NCBI's taxonomy places the organism in Eukaryota, Metazoa, Arthropoda, Insecta, Diptera, Drosophilidae. Bases 391 to 1689 code for a protein of 432 amino acids.
AUAAGCCAAAGAGUUCGGCCAGUAGGCGAAACACAGAAACGCUUCUUGCCAGUCGAACCUCUCAACCAGAAAUCAGUCGUCAGCUAGUAGCCGAAGUGUCAGUUACACACAUCGAGAGUUCCAAAAAAAAAAAGAAACAAACCGCGUUGCUCCGGCGAUUAGAUCCCAUCAUAUCAGAUCAUAACGUAUUUAUUCAAAGUGUCGAAGAAAAUCUAAGGAAAAAUCUAACAGAGACUGAUCUGAAAGUGUUUGCAAAAACCCCUCCAGAAAAAGAGAAAAGACCAAAACUAGGCAAAGUGAGAAAACGUGCAGCAACGAUCGCGAAUCGCUGCAAUUAAAAAGUCGUCAUAAAACCCAGUGACCAGCCGGAAAAAAAAGACAAACAAGAAGAUGAACCAGACAUGCAAAGUGUGCGGUGAGCCGGCGGCGGGCUUCCAUUUUGGCGCCUUCACCUGCGAGGGCUGCAAGUCAUUCUUUGGCCGAUCGUACAACAAUAUCAGCACCAUUAGCGAGUGCAAGAAUGAGGGCAAGUGCAUCAUUGACAAGAAGAACCGCACCACCUGCAAGGCGUGCCGCUUGAGGAAGUGCUACAACGUGGGCAUGUCGAAGGGUGGAUCCCGGUACGGUCGCCGUUCCAACUGGUUCAAGAUCCAUUGCCUGCUGCAAGAGCACGAACAGGCUGCUGCUGCUGCUGGCAAAGCGCCACCCACCGCAGGUGGUGUGUCAAUGGGUGGUGCUCCGUCGGCCUCCUCUCCAGUGGGCUCGCCACAUACACCCGGAUUUGGGGACAUGGCUGCCCAUCUGCAUCAUCAUCAUCAGCAGCAGCAACAGCAGCAGGUGCAGCGUCAUCCACAUAUGCCUCUGUUGGGUUAUCCCAGCUACUUACCCGAUCCAGCCGCCGCUCUGCCCUUCUUCAGCAUGAUGGGUGGCGUGGCCCCGCAUCAGUCGCCCUUCCAACUGCCCCCGCAUCUCCUCUUCCCAGGCUAUCAUGCCAGUGCUGCUGCUGCUGCGGCUUCGGCUGCCGAUGCCGCCUACCGCCAGGAGAUGUACAAGCACCGCCAGAGUGUGGAUUCCGUGGAGUCGCAGAACCGUUUCAGCCCUGCCAGCCAGCCACCGGUGGUGCAGCCCACCUCCUCGGCCCGCCAGUCACCCAUCGAUGUGUGCCUGGAGGAAGAUGUCCAGUCCGUUCAUAGCCAUCAGUCGUCCGGAAGUCUCCUGCAUCCCAUUGCCAUCCGUGCCACACCCACAACACCGGCCAGCAGCCCACUGAGUUUUGCGGCCAAGAUGCAGAGUUUGUCGCCAGUUUCCGUGUGCUCCAUUGGUGCCGAAACCACCAGCCUUGCUCCAGUGCAUCCACCCACAACCACAACCGCCCAAGACGGACCCAUGGAUCUGAGCAUGAAGACCUCAAGGAGUUCGGUGCACAGCUUCAACGACAGUGGCUCCGAGGAUCAUGAGCUGGAGGUGGCUCCGCGUCGCAAGUUCUAUCAACUGGAGGCCGAAUGCCUGACCACCAGCAGCAGCAGUUCCUCCCACUCCGCAGCCCACUCGCCAAACACCACCACCACCACCACCCAUGCCGAGGUCAAGCGGCAGAAGUUGGGUGGUGCUGAGGCCACCCACUUCGGAGGCUUCGCGGUGGCCCACAAUGCGGCCAGUGCCAUGAGGGGAAUAUUCGUGUGUGUCUAAGUACACGGCGAAAAAAAAACAAUUCCAAGUGGGAGGAGUCGCCCCAAAAACCCUCGUUGUUUAUUUUUUGUUACUUAAAGAAAAUGUAAAUUUUUUUUCGUGUGCUCGCUCACACUUUGAGAAGGUGAAAGAGACAGGGAAACAGACAGGUUUCGCUGGAAAGAGACAGCUAGGCCAGGUAGUUGCAUUGCACUCGCACAUAAGCACACACCAAUACAUACACACACAUAAAAAAGAAACCAACACACACACACUCACCUAUUGAGCUCAGAUCCAAAAAUUAUUUUUAUGAAAACGUUAAAAAAAUUGUAAAUAUUUCCUUGAGCCUCGUUUGCAAUUGUAUCUUAAAGUUAGCCAAGGCGGAAGUAGAAGUAGUAAUCAUUCCCACCCUCAAAAAUGCUAUUGUACAUAAAAAUUUGUUAAGUCUAAGCAUGAUCUUGCAUUGCAUCUAAGUAUUUUAUUAUAUUUUAGUUUUAGUUAUUGUACGUCUAUAGAUUGGCUUUUAGUUAUGUCAAAAAGAAAAAAUAAAAACUAUUAAAAAUUAAAA